CUUACAAGUCUCACAUCGCAAUAGCAUCAUGGUGGACAACCAGUCGCGCCGUGGACGCCAUCGCUCUAAGACUCCUCUACGCAGCUCGGCAAAGUCUAAAGCUUCAACGUCCCGCAGUCGGCAGCGGCCAACUGCUCGUACUCGCAAUGGUGUUAAAGCUCAAAGUCAAGCGACCACUCUACCAUCCGAUCUCUGGACUCAACUCGUACCAUUUCUGACAUGGCGAGACACCAGCGCAAUGCUGAGCGUCUGUUGCGAGUGGAGACGCGUAGUUAAUGAAGCGAAGAAGCUUCAUCCGGAGUGGCGAUCCACGGUUUUAGGUCCGUCCGUCAAUGGCCUCGAGAGUCUCGAACUGCUGCGAGCCAACCACUUGAAAUGGGCCGACACGCGCUUCGCACCGGACUUGGUGCUGCUCAUUGCUGCUAGUAUAGACCCCAGUCCGUGGCAUAGUGGUGGGUAUUGGGAAGAAGUUGUUGCUGCUAUUGAAGAGGCGAGACUGCUACCUCCAGCGUGUAGACUUGUGAUGAUGUUCACACUAAACGCAGUGCUGGGGACAAGAGAGGACGAAGUGGAGGAAGAAGGAAGUUCUAGCGCCGUGACGCUGUCCAUUUCAGUUGCUCAUUUACCGGAGACGACGUUGGAGAACGCUGAGUUCGACAGAAAGGAGCUGAGAAGAUGUAAACGAGGAGUGGAGCUCGACAACCCGUUUACUGCAUUGGAAGGGAAAGAUGCGCCGUCUUUUAUGCUAUUCGGAGUGAACGACCAGAGUGCGGAUCAACUCGUACACGUUCUGGAUGAAUGGUAUCCCACGGCUACAGUCAUUGGUGCUGUAUCACCGCUUAUUGAUCGUUGUGUCCCCCUUGCGACCUACAAAGCACCAGUCAACCAAGACCGAGCACGUAAGAAGAGAGGAGGCAAGCCACUACGUCGCCCACGUCAAGUAGUUUUCCCCUCGACGAUGCUACUUCGUCUCCACGGAAACGUCGGCGUCAGAAGCUUCUCCUCUAGCGGCUAUUACCCGAUCACGCCCGUGGUUCAAUGCGAACGUGCGAGUGUAGCUGAAGAACUGAGUCAAGUGGUGACGUACGAUCUCGUCUCGACGUCAGAAGGCUCGCAACACGUCCUGGACCUCAUCGAUCCGUCCGAAAGGCUCGCUAUUGAACAAGAAGGCAGGACGCUAAACAUCUUCUCGUGUUCAGAUAGCGCACCGCUCGAACGCCUUGUCGACUUUAACUCUAACGAGGACACUCUAACUACAGCCCGUAUCGAUCGAUUAGAGUUCGUCUUCUGGCUGCAGGACCGGCUGAUGGCUCUACCCGGCCUUUGCUGGCAGGAAGGAGACUAUGGAGUUCUCGCUUCCCACCAGUCGACACGGACGUCUCAGGCACUAACAGAGGCGCUUGAACGCACUAAGUCAGGCCUUACCGAGCGUGCAUUCGGAGCCUUUACAGUUGCAGGGGCGUUGAAUGACGUCGACGAUUCAGUUCACGCGAACCAGGUCAGUGAGAUCUUCACCGACGUCUUCCAAGAGCUCCAGAUAGGCGGCUGUAUCGUUAGCACCAGCGUCGGUCCAGUUGCAAUCCCUGGACGUCAGUUACCUGGGCGGAACAGAACACAAGUCCAGACACACACAACGUGCGGGGCCGUCUUCUACACGACUCAAUAGCUCAGCAUAAUGUAUGAAACGCUAGCUCGUGUACCUGCUUACGCCCGUCCGAACAACUGCCGCAACACUUCUUCGUCUUUCUUCUUCUCCGCGUCGCAUUGCCAGCGCAGUGCCUGGAAGAGAUCAGCCAACAUCUCUCCUUGUCGCUCAGCCACUCGCUCCAAAAAGGAACCAUGGCCAGUGUCGACGGGGAAGCUGUCCUGGAUCUUCCGUAGCAAGAACUCGUGGUGUUCCUUACGAGCUACGGCGCUUUCCUUCCGAAACCGCUUGACGGCUUCUUCCAGUUUGCUGUUCUGCUGUUGAAUGAUCUCUGUGAGGUACAAGGUCGACGAACCUUCGACGUCUUCAGCUCUUGAGCGCUUACGAGACGUCCGUGUCGAGGCACUCGCGUGUGAAUCACGACGAACUCGAGGCGGAACUGAACGAGAGAUCACGACUGGAGCACUCGAGUCGCUGUCUGAAGCCUCGUCUUCAGAGGAUUCCGAGUCUUCUUCAUCCUCGUCCUCAUGUACAGCAACGUCAGCCUUCUUCGACACUGAGUGGUUCUUCUUCUUGUAAGUGCAGCGUUCCACAACAGCCUCAAUGUCGACGUAUCGAGAAGAUGACGCAUCGUUCGGAGGCUUGUACGUCUUCUUCUUCGUCUCUCCCAGUUUGACCCGUAACUUGGCAUCGAUCUUGUCAAUCACGUCGUAGAUCUGUUCGUCCACAGUGGUUAGCCCGUUGAAGCUGCGAUACGACUUGCUCACUCUGUUCGUGAUCUCAUCCCGGUCUUCCAAGUCCAGCUCAAACCAAGACAAGCACUUGGUCUCCGCUGCCUUUUGGUCGUAGAAGUAAAUGAACUCGUACGAGUCCAGAACGAACCUCGCUAGGCCCACAGCUGCAACCAGAGAGUUCGUACCGCCCAGCUCUUCAUAUUUCCGGAAGAAUCGAUCCUUCUCCUCUUCGAACACAUAGCGACGACUGCGUCUUCCUUCCAGUAACUCCCCACACGCUUCACCGAGUUUAAGCAGCUCUUCUUUGCUCCAAUUCGCAGCCACAUACUUGUCAGGUUUCUGACCGACAUGGCUCUGCUCCUUUGUAUCGUUCUUCGCUAGUUUCCCAUGCUUACGCUUCGCAGCUUUGUCGUCAGCUCCGCUCGCCUUCCUGUCCAAGAUCCGCGUCAUAGAGUUGAACAUUUCUUCGUUAAGAUCGAUCACCGUCUUGUUCCCCCAGCUCCGGAUCUCAACCAGUCGCUCUUCUGGCGUCAUCUUGAACCACGAACUGUCGCCACGCUCAGCGAUGAACGCCGCGAUGUUGCCAUAAGACGCGUUCAACGCGAUCAUUUUGUUGCGUACACUGUUCAGCGUGCGAUUCCUGUUAGCUGAACCCUCUCGCUUCAUGAACAGAGCGUAGGCUUCGUGGAUAGCAGCCGUCAACUUGGUGCUCUUGGUCAUUUCCGACGCUUCUUCCCACGCUUGGAUCAGGUUCCAGAUCUCCUCUGCAGGCCAAUUGU
Molecule: messenger RNA, 3158 nt
Organism: Phytophthora nicotianae INRA-310
Lineage: Eukaryota; Oomycota; Peronosporomycetes; Peronosporales; Peronosporaceae
Exons: 1
Coding region: 29-1666 (545 amino acids)
Source: RefSeq, a predicted model, not a curated record